Messenger RNA from Effrenium voratum, 2364 nucleotides. The record is from the annotation of a GenBank genome assembly. NCBI's taxonomy places the organism in Eukaryota, Dinophyceae, Suessiales, Symbiodiniaceae.
AUGGACGUCUUCGGGCUCCUGGGCCACAAUGGCGCAGGUGAGCAAUGCUGCAGCAUGGGCACGGUGCACGUGGGCGGCUUCGACAUGGAGCGAGCUGUGAAGCAGCAGGGGAGCGUGACACUUUUCGGGCGCGCAGGAUGCUUCAACUGGCGUAACAAAGGCGCCGCUGCCGCGGCCAGUCGAGCCCCGAGCAACGGGCAGCAGAUGCAGCAGCAGGCGCUGAUGCAGAUGCAGCAGACGUUGCCGCUGCCGCCGCCGCCCAGCGACGCCCCGCCGAGCGAUGAGUCGAAUGCCUUAGUGCAGGCCUUGGAUCAAGCUGCCCAGGCGCACGCGGAUGUGCCGACGCCUGUGCCGGCCCUGCCCCCGCCGCCUCCGGACGAACCGCCCCCUGCGCCCGAGGAAGCGGCGCAAGUAGCGCAGGCGCAGCAGCAGCCAAGCGCUGAGCCCGCGCAGACAGAACCGACACAGGCUGUCCCACCAGCUGCGCAACCGGAGCUGCCUCCACGACAGUCGCAGCCAUCGUCCCAAGCGCAGUUCUCGCAGCCAGCGAUGUCGCAAGCGCAGGCGCAGGUGCGAGCGCUGGCCUUGGAAGCUCGGCAGGCUGCUCAACAGGCAGCAGCGCAGGAAGCGGUGCAGCAGCAAGCGGCUUCGCAGACGCCAGCGGCGCAGCAGGCGCCAUGGCAAACAACGAUGCCUCAGCAGCCGGAGCAGACUCAGACGCAGCCAACUGCGGAACCCACCCAGCAAGCUUCAACUGCCCAGACAGAGCCUCAAGUGACGCAGGCUGUCCCGCAACAAGCAGCUCAGCCCGAGCAGCCUCCACCACAGCUAUCGCAGCCAUCGUCCCAAGCGCAAUUCGCGCAGCCAGCGAUGUCGCAAGCCCAGGCGCAGGUGCGAGCGCUAGCUUUAGAGGCUCAGCAGGCUGCUCAACAGGCAGCAGCGCAUCAAGCGCCAGCGCAUCAGCAAGCAGCGGUGCAGCAACCAGCAGCGCAGCAGGCGCAAGCAGCGCAGCAGGCACCAUGGCAAACAACAAUUCCGCAGCCUCAGCCAACCGCACAACCUACCCACCAAGCUUCAACUCAGGCAGAGCCUCAAGCAACGCAGGCAGUCCCACAAGCAGUUCAGCCUCAACAGCCAUCGCAGCCACUGCCCGCAGCGCCGCAGCCGGUGCCGCCGUGGCAAACUGCCAAGCCUCUCGAAGUUCCUAAGGAACCGCCAGUUCCGACGGAUGCAGUCCCGGCGUUGCCCGCGCCGGAGCCCGUUGCGACGGAUGGCGAGAAGGCAAAGGAUGGCGAGAAGAAGGCGGCCCCAUGGCACCAGAAGCCGACACUGCCACCCCCGCCCAAGGCGGGCGGGCAUUGGCAGCCGCCGGCCCAGGAGCCCGCCAAGGGUCAGCUGACUGGCCAGCAGAUCGAUGAGGUGAUUACGAAGCUUCAGAAGGCGGGGGUGGAGCUGGACUUCGUGGCCACCCAGGCGGUGGCGACGCUGCUGCCGCAGCAGGCCCUCGAGCUGCUGCACUUCGUGGCGGACAACCGCGCGUGGCUGCCCAACCCGUCAUUCUUCAUCGCCCAAAGCGUCUCCGGUGGCUGUGUGCUGCCAGGCGUCUAUGCUGCUGCCCAGUCCGGCGGCAUUGACCCCGUCACCAUGGAGCGCUUGCUGCUGAAGGCGCAGCAGGUGGGGCUGGCCCUCACCAACGAGGCGCUGACGGCCCUCUCAGGCCUCUCGCCCGAGCAAGCGGCGGAGCUUCUCGAGUUCGUGCUCGAGAAAUCCACGGAACUUCGGGACCCUUCUCAGUAUGUGGUGUCCAUUGUGGCGAGGGGCUACCAGCCACGGCGAGCCCGAUUCGAGAACGAGCGACGCUGGCAACGUGUGUUGGAGCUGGGGAUCCAGCUUGACGACCCGGCAAAGCAGGCGCUGGCCAAACUUUCGCCGGAGCAGGCGGAUGAGAUGCUGGAGUACAUCAUCGAGCACCACCAGCACCUCAGGAGCCCCUCCAACUACAUCAUCAGCACUGUGGCCAGGGGCUUCGUGCCUAGGCCGCGGAAAGGAGGCGACAAGGGCAGGGGGAACAACCCGAUGGGAGUGAAUCCCAACAUCAUGCCCGCUGAUCUCACUCCGCUGGAGAGGCGGUGUCUUCAGAUCAACAGCCACCUGGCCCACGGGCAGCGUAUCGACGUGCCGACCUACCUGGCGCUUCGCUGUCUCCCCGCGUGGCAGGCCGCAGAGGUCUUGGACGGCUUAGAGCAGCGCCUGGCUGGACCCUCCGAGGUUGGCAGCGUUUGCAGCUAUCUGAAGACUGCGGUCUCCACGAUAGGGAAGCACCAUGAGUCAAAGCUCGACGAGAAGCGGCAGAGAGUAUCGUGA